Phaeodactylum tricornutum CCAP 1055/1 is the source of this 1926-nucleotide messenger RNA. RefSeq lists its product with no specific name. Gene Ontology annotation, cellular component: cytoplasm; nucleus. Gene Ontology annotation, biological process: modification-dependent protein catabolic process; protein ubiquitination. Gene Ontology annotation, molecular function: protein tag activity; ubiquitin protein ligase binding. Lineage: Eukaryota; Bacillariophyta; Bacillariophyceae; Surirellales; Neidiaceae. The record is from RefSeq and is a predicted model, not a curated record. The coding region runs from base 638 to 1783 and encodes 381 amino acids. The transcript has a single exon.
GAUCACGGCUCCCAUAAAAACCAUUUUCGGGGAGCCUUUGGAAAAAACAACAACUAACCAUGCAGGUAAGCACGAUGUGGCUUGGAAAUGUUUCCAUUAAAGUAUUCUUAGUAGUCAGGGACAUCGUGGCUGGAAAGAGGUCAAGAAAAAGAGUGAAAGCGUGGUGAAAUGAGUGUUCACGGACAAACAUGUCGAAAAUCAGUCAUUUUCUCAAGAUGAUACGAUUGGAGAGGAAUCGUAUUGGACGGUUACUUGAUCACAAUGAGUUUUUGGACGUAUAGCGUUGUCUGCUGAUGCUGAAAGCGGAAUGGAAGCGAAUGGUGGAGUGGAAACCACGAAGUGGCUUUCUUUGGUUAGGAAUUCUGCCGAAUACGAUUCUUACGUAUCGUUGGUACUGCUUUCUACGCUUUUUUAGAUUUUCGUCAAGACUUUAACUGGAAAGACCAUUACGCUCGAUGUCGAGCCUUCGGACACUAUUGACAACGUCAAGACUAAGAUCCAGGACAAGGAAGGAAUUCCUCCCGAUCAGCAGCGUCUCAUUUUUGCCGGAAAGCAGCUCGAGGACGGACGUACUCUCUCGGACUACAACAUCCAGAAGGAGUCCACGUUGCACUUGGUGCUUCGUCUCCGAGGAGGAAUGCAGAUUUUUGUCAAGACCUUGACUGGAAAGACCAUCACGCUCGAUGUCGAGCCUUCGGACACUAUUGACAACGUCAAGACUAAGAUCCAGGACAAGGAAGGAAUUCCUCCGGAUCAGCAGCGUCUCAUUUUUGCCGGAAAGCAGCUCGAGGACGGACGUACUCUCUCGGACUACAACAUCCAGAAGGAGUCCACGUUGCACUUGGUGCUUCGUCUCCGAGGAGGAAUGCAGAUUUUUGUCAAGACCUUGACUGGAAAGACCAUCACGCUCGAUGUCGAGCCUUCGGACACUAUUGACAACGUCAAGACUAAGAUCCAGGACAAGGAAGGAAUUCCUCCGGAUCAGCAGCGUCUCAUUUUUGCCGGAAAGCAGCUCGAGGACGGACGUACUCUCUCGGACUACAACAUCCAGAAGGAGUCCACGUUGCACUUGGUGCUUCGUCUCCGAGGAGGAAUGCAGAUUUUUGUCAAGACCUUGACUGGAAAGACCAUCACGCUCGAUGUCGAGCCUUCGGACACUAUUGACAACGUCAAGACUAAGAUCCAGGACAAGGAAGGAAUUCCUCCGGAUCAGCAGCGUCUCAUUUUUGCCGGAAAGCAGCUCGAGGACGGACGUACUCUCUCGGACUACAACAUCCAGAAGGAGUCCACGUUGCACUUGGUGCUUCGUCUCCGAGGAGGAAUGCAGAUUUUUGUCAAGACCUUGACUGGAAAGACCAUUACGCUCGAUGUCGAGCCUUCGGAUACUAUUGACAACGUCAAGACUAAGAUCCAGGACAAGGAAGGAAUUCCUCCCGAUCAGCAGCGUCUCAUUUUUGCCGGAAAGCAGCUCGAGGACGGACGUACUCUCUCGGACUACAACAUCCAGAAGGAGUCCACGUUGCACUUGGUGCUUCGUCUCCGAGGAGGAAUGCAGAUUUUUGUCAAGACCUUGACUGGAAAGACCAUUACGCUCGAUGUCGAGCCUUCGGACACUAUUGACAACGUCAAGACUAAGAUCCAGGACAAGGAAGGAAUUCCUCCGGAUCAGCAGCGUCUCAUUUUUGCCGGAAAGCAGCUCGAGGACGGACGUACUCUCUCGGACUAUAACAUCCAGAAGGAGUCCACGUUGCACUUGGUCCUUCGUCUCCGCGGAGGAAACUAAGUUUGAAGAAUUCGUUCAAAUAGUUCAAAUUUAAGUAUAGUCUUGAUUGCCAUAAUUUUGACAGGCGUCAAUAUGUUUUUUGGAAUCAAGAAAUCUAUGCCUCAUUAGUAAGUCUGUUAUAAACAGAAUAUUGAAGUGCAUUA